GUUUCAGUCUGUCCUAGACCUUCGCGCGAGUCGGUAGAGCUUGCGUUCCGUAAUCGUAACUAUCGUCCGGUGGUUCCUUAUCAAUACCGCGAAGAAGAUGACCCGACCUGCAGUGUUCGGGGCGAUAUUCUUGCUUCUUGCGAUCGCCAUCGGUGUGAUCCACGCGGGUUUUCCCGCUGACUGUGGCCAGCGAAAGCUGAAGAUCACCCAGCUGAUCAUUGGCGGACAGGCGGCACGGGUUGGGAAUUGGCCCUGGCACACGGCCAUCUUUCACCGCGAGGGUGGUACUUUUGAGUACAAGUGCGGCGGAACGAUCCUGGACAAGAACACGAUCCUAACGGCUGCCCAUUGCGUUCGUCUGUCGAACGGGAUCAUCGCGAGUGAGCGACUGUCGGUGCAGGUUGGACGAAAUAGGCUAAGGGUAGCGGAUGAUCGCGCCCAGGAGCAUGAAGCGGACCGGAUAUUGGUACAUAAGGACUUUCGGACGGACAGUGUGCAGCACGAUAUCGCGCUGAUCAAGCUGGCAACGGACCUUCGUUUUACGGACUAUGUCCAACCGGUUUGCUUGUGGGACAAGGGUGAUGAUCGGCUGUUGAUUCGCGAUCAGGAGGGGACCAUCGUGGGAUUCGGAGCGACAGCGAGUGCUGGGUUUUCGGAGGUUCUGAACGAAGCUCGGCUCCCGGUGGUAGACAACCAGGUUUGCAUCGACAGCAAACGAGAAGUGCUUGGGCAAACGCUGACCAGUAAUAUGUUUUGCGCUGGACGAAGAGACGGUGUGAACGCAUGCAACGGAGACAGCGGAGGAGGACUUUUCUUUCUGUCCGGAGAUCGUUGGUACGUCCGAGGUAUCGUUUCCUUCUCACCGACCUUAGAAGGUACGGGACGCUGUGAUCCUCUGGAGUACGUGGUGUUCACAGACGUGGCUCGUUACAUCAGCUGGAUUGCUCAGCAGUUGAACUCGACGUUCGUGGAACCGGUUCCUCCCGUUGACGUACAUCCCAAAUUACGGCUGCUAAGCCAAGACAUUUGCGGAGCCAAUCCGUACCCAUUCGACAAAGAGCAAGACAAGCCGGUGUUUUUAACGUAUCCGUGGGUAGGACUCAUCGAGUACUCCCAGGAUGGAGUCCGCGAGAAGAAGACCCUCUGCCACGCGAUCCUCAUCAGCUCGCGCUACCUCGUAACAGCUGCCCAGUGUGUCUACAACACCAAGAACCUUCGUCCAACGGCCAUCCGCCUCGGAGAUUACGACACCUCCACUUCCCAAGACUGCGAUCAGCUGGACGGCCAACAGGUCUGCUCGCCCCCAACCCAAACCCUGAACAUCGAAACCAUCGUGAUCCACCAGCAGUACAACAAACCCCGCUUCGCCAACGACAUCGCUUUGAUCAGAGUCCGUCAGUCAGUGGACAUCUCCGAGGACAACGUCAAGCCCAUCUGUCUACCGUUCACCAAAACCCUCCGAUCCUUCAAACCGUCCCACUUUACCCGAUCCGGCUGGAAGUACAGCAACAGUCAAACCCGGAUCCAGCGCUCGGAGGCGACCGUCAUGGAGUCGGUCCAGUGCCAGCGACUCUACACCGAACAUCGCAUCCCGCUGGAGAAAACCUUCCGCCAGAUUUGCGUCGAACGGGACGGGGCGACCGUGGCCGGAGGAAAGUGCAUUUUUGACGUUUCGGCGGCGCCACUCCAGGCCGUACAAACGGUAGACGGAAGUCCACGGUACGUGCUACACGGACUGCUCUCGUUUGGGCCGAACAAGUGCAGCUUGAACUACCCGGACGUGUACACCAACGUGGGGACGUACCUGCCGUGGAUACUGGAUAACGUGCAGGAUUGAAUGCGCAGAAUGUCACAAAAUUGCGAUUUUGUUUUUAAACAAAUUACAACAACGUAUUUUAGCGCUGAUUGUCCAACGAUUGUGUCUGAAUGAUGCUCGAUAAUCCAGGGUGUUCCUUGAAAUUUAUUAAAAUCAGUAGAGCACA
Molecule: messenger RNA, 1982 nt
Organism: Culex pipiens pallens (northern house mosquito)
Lineage: Eukaryota; Metazoa; Arthropoda; Insecta; Diptera; Culicidae
Product: ovochymase-1-like
Exons: 2
Coding region: 98-1837 (579 amino acids)
Biological process (GO): proteolysis
Molecular function (GO): serine-type endopeptidase activity
Source: RefSeq, a predicted model, not a curated record